Prorocentrum cordatum is the source of this 226-nucleotide messenger RNA. NCBI's taxonomy places the organism in Eukaryota, Dinophyceae, Prorocentrales, Prorocentraceae. The record is from the annotation of a GenBank genome assembly.
GGGGUGGCGCACAGCAGCACGGCGGCGGCCCGCGGGGCGCGCUCCUCCGGCGGGCCCAGAGGCCGCCGCGCCGCCCGGCUCCGUUGGCGGCGCCGCGGGGCGGCGUGCCUCGCCGCGGCGGUGGCCUCGCAGCGGCGGUCGCUUCGCGCCGUUCGCGUGGGCCUGGGGGCACCGAGCGGGGACGCCGGCGGAGGCUGCCGUGUCCACCAUUCUCUUCGCGCCGUAG